This is a messenger RNA of Amphimedon queenslandica, 8877 nucleotides long. Its product is annotated as sacsin-like. The annotation marks the transcript as partial. The transcript has a single exon. NCBI's taxonomy places the organism in Eukaryota, Metazoa, Porifera, Demospongiae, Haplosclerida, Niphatidae. The record is from RefSeq and is a predicted model, not a curated record.
UUGCAAAAGUUUUCAAAUCUCUUCAUUCGAUGUGGUGUACCAGAUAGUGUGACUGCUAGUCAGAUUUUAUCAGUCCUUACAUCAAUACAGUGUCAACCUAGUGACUCACAAAUUACUGAUGAUAAUGCUUGGUCAAUAGUUAGAGCUAUAUUGGAUUGGAUAGCAGAUGAUACUGACAGAAUGGAAGAAGGUAAUGUUUUAAUACCAGUUGAGAGUGAUUCCUCUUAUCCUCAGCUCCUACCUAUUGAGAAGGUAUCUUAUACUGAUAAUGAAAUGCUUCGAGAUAUUGCUAUUUCCUCAAAUGAAGAGUACAGCCUCAUGCAUCCUAAAGUGACUUACUUGGUUCCUGUACUAGGAAUAACCCCACUCAGUGAUCAUCUUGAUAUCACUGAGGAUGUGUUUGAUGAUGCCGGUCAACAUGAACCAUUAACAACACGACUUGGUAACAUCUUGAGAGAAUACAAAGAUGGCCUCACUAUUAUAAAAGAGAUGAUUCAAAAUGCCGAUGAUGCUGGAGCAACUGAAGUCAAUAUAUUAUAUGAUGAUCGAACACAUUCAACACAGAAGCUGUUAUUUAAAGGAAUGGCAGAGAGCCAUGGACCAGCAUUGAUUGUCCACAAUAACAGCACAUUCACCAAAGAGGACUUUGAAAACAUUACCAAACUGGCUGGUGCUACUAAAGCUAACCAGCCACUCAAAAUUGGUAAAUUUGGUGUUGGUUUUUGCUCAGUGUAUCACAUCACUGAUGUACCUUCCUUUGUUAGUGGUAAGUGGUUGUAUAUAUUUGAUCCAACACUUAAAUACCUUAAAGGUGUAGUUCGUAAUGAGAGUAGACCGGGUAAAAAAGUUCAGUAUCAGUCUAAGUUUUUAGCUCAGUCUCAACAAAUGGCUCCUUAUGAAAAUUUGUUUGGUUUCAAAUCUACUGCCGAUUACAAUGGUACCAUUUUCCGACUUCCUUUUAGAACAAGUGCGAGUCAAAUUAGCUCUACAAUUUAUAAUAAACAUCUUGUACAAAAAAUGAAGAAUGACCUCAUAGAAAAUGGCUCAAAGCUACUUCUUUUUUUACAGAAUGUUAAGCGUAUAACUUUUCACUCAAUGCAAGAGGAUGAAGUAUGUAUUAGCAGUAUCAAUGAAGAAAAUGGCAUUAAAUAUUGCAUAACUAAUUCUCCUGCUAACAACUCAGUUAGUGAAUAUUGGUUAGUAUCUUGCCAGGAACAGAAGUUACAAGCACAAGGAGGUGACUACCAGCCUGGAACUGCAUCCAUAGCUUGCCAGCUAGUUAAGGACAAUUCAAGUUUUGAAUGCAAAGCAAUUGAAGGUAGUGUGUUUUGUUUUCUUCCACUUUCACUGCCUUGCACUGGCCUACCAGUCCACGUUAAUGCUAACUUUGCUGUAAUGAGCAACAGGAGUGGUAUCUGGACUGGAGCUUCAUCUGAAGAGCCUUCUGAUUCAAGGGAGUAUUGGAAUAAGAAGCUGAUGACUACAAUCAUACCAAAAGCAUAUUGCAAUUUGUUAAAAAUGUUGAAAGAAAUGUGUAUUGUAGGGAGUCUGGUAUCAUAUGAAUUUUAUGCCUUGUGGCCACUAAGUAAGGAACUACAAAUGAAAUAUCCAUGGGAGGAUAUGAUUCCUGUUCUGCUUAAAUUAAUAUCACACGAAAGCUUGUUUUACUCCAGUUCAACUCAUCAGUGGUUGACAUUAAAUGAAUCCCAAUUCAUUACUUCGUUAUUUGGAUCAAGUGACUAUACUUCAUUUGAUAAAGCUGCCUCUGUUCUACAGCUACCAGUGGUCUCAUUACCAAAAUCUUAUUUAGAUGGGUUAAAAGAUACAGCUUGUAUAAUAAGUGAGAGCGUGUUUACUACUAAGUUUCUAAACAAGAUUGACUUAUUUUAUGACUGCUUUGAAACUCGAAACAAAAUUCUCCUCAUAAUGCUUUCAGCUAUUGGAUCUGAUCCUGGUAAAUACACUGAAUGCACAAAUGAGUUUAAAAAAGUUCCUUCAAUUCCUACUUCACCCAAUGGAGCUGCUCUCAAAUUAGCCGGUGAGCUAGUUGAUUCUGUAGAAUUUCAAGACAUGUUUGAUCCAGAAGAUGGCAUCUUUCCAUUGCAUGACUUUUAUGAUAACCCUCUAGUACGUGAAGCAAUGAUUAAGCAACUUAAUUUAAUGACUACCACUAUUUCAUGGGCUGCAAUCAUCAGCAGUGCCAAUACCAUUAAGUUACUAUUUGAUAGUGACAAAAACAAAGCACUUAGAAGAGUGAAACGUAUAAUCAAAUCUAUUGACCAAACUACAUAUAAAAGUUGCCCUGAUGAUGCUCUUAAAUCUGUUCCUUUUCUACCAGUGCUACAGAUGCCUGAAAACUACAUUUUGCCAUGGAAAGGAAAUGGCAGCACAGUUUUGCCACCUUCAGAAGUUUUAGCUGUGAGACACAGCACUGAUUUGUGGAAGGUUGGCAUUAUUGCUGGAAGCCAGAAAGCUAUUGUUAACAUUGAUUUUAUGGAUGGAUGUGGUUUAAUUCCACAUCGAGUGUUACAGCUACUAGAAAUUUCUACAAGGCCAACACUUGAUGAUGUUUUAAACCAUUUUCAGCUUUUGAUUGAGCUCAUGGCAGGUGAUAAUAGCAAACAAUUUCUUCAAGAGGAAGCCUCUUGGUCUCAUAUACAUGCUAUAUGUCGAAAUGUAUACGAAUUUUUUGAAAAUUUGCCAAAAACAGAGAUUGAACAAAAAUUAGGCUGCUAUUGUCACAAACCAUUUAUAUGGAAUGAUAAAGAAUUUGUAAGUCCAGCAAAUGUUGCAAAGAACUGGAAACUAGAAAAGGGUCCAAUUUUGUACAAGCUUCCUGGCAUUAUGUCGAUGAGAAAAAAUUUACAAGAGGUACUCAAUAUUCAGGAUAACUUUGAUCUACAUAAGCUGCUGGAUACUUUAGCUGAAUUGUACCAAAAAUAUAGUCAAAAUCCGUUGCCACCUGACUUUCAUGAAUUUAUUGAUCUAUUAGUGUCAGAAAUAGUUUCAGCAAAAGAGACCUGUGAAGGAAGAGAAGAGAUAAUAUUAGUUGAUCAAAAUUAUUUCUUGCGUCCAAACACUGACCUCUAUUACAAUGAUGCAAAGUGGCUCGAAAUUGAGGAAGAUAAAUAUCACUUUAUUCAUAAGAAUAUGACAAGUCAUAGAGCAGAAUCUUUGAGAGUGAAAUUCUAUCGAAGUAGUUUCUUAGACAAGUUUGCUGAUGAUUCAGCUUUUGGCUCAGAAUUUGGUCAGAGAGAGGACCUUACUCAGAGAAUUAAAAAUAUCUUACGAGACUAUCCACUUAAUGAGAGCUUUAUUAAGGAACUUCUGCAAAAUUCUGAUGAUGCAAAAGCAAAUAGAAUGUGUGUAAUAUUAGAUAAGAGACAUCAUGGUAAAGAAACUACCCUUUCAAAGGACUGGAGUAAUGAUUUACAAGGUCCCGCUCUCUUAGUUUGGAAUGAUACUGACUUCACUGAUAAAGAUUUGAUAGGCAUACAAAAGCUUGGUCUUGGCUCUAAACGAGAAGAUGAUGAAUCAAUUGGUCAGUUUGGUGUUGGUUUUAAUGUUGUUUAUCAUGUGACUGAUUGUCCUAGCUUUAUAUCAAGAAAUAACAGUAUUCUUUGUGUGUUUGAUCCUCACUGUCGAUAUGUGCAAGGAGCAAAUAAACUCCAUCCUGGAAGGCAAUAUGGGAACCUUAAUAAUGGCUUUUGGGAGAAGAUGAAAGACUUACGAAGUGCUUACCUUCAAGACCCUAUCCCUAACCAACCGGAAUAUUUGAAAACUGGGACCCUCUUUCGAUAUCCUCUUAGAUCAACAUACAGUCUUGUACAAAAAUCAGAGAUUUUAGAGAAUAAAGAAGUUCACUCUGCAGAAGGCAUGAAAGAAAUGCUUGAUAAAUGGGUCAUUAAGAUUGAAGAAGCACUUUUGUUCCUGAAUCACAUAUCACAGUUUGAGUAUUAUGUCAUUGAGAGUAUUGAGUGUGAGUUUAAGUUAAAAACUAGGUAUAGUGUGACUAUGAGUGAAACAGCAUUGGAUAGUCGUUGUAAUUACCAGUCACACUUAAGUGAGCAGUCUGCAUUAAAAAAGUCACAAAGAACUUGUGUUCCUAAAGUUUUUACAUAUACUCUCACCCUUCACAGUGAAGACUAUCGUUUUACUAGUAUUUCUAAACAGAAAGAACAGGAGUGGGUUAUUCAGCAGGGUGUGGGUGAUUUACUCAAAUCAGACCAGCAGUGGCAGUUUAUGGAUCAUGUACUACCUAAGCAUGGCUUGGCAGUUCCUUUGAAGCCAAUGCCAUACUUUUCAGGUAGAAUUUUCUGUUUUUUACCACUGCCUAUUAAUUCUAAACUCCCUGUUCAUGUAAAUGGUCAGUUUGUUUUGAGUAGCAAUCGUCGUGCUUUAUGGAGGGGAGGUGAUGAUGAGUAUAGUGAUAAAAUUAAUUGGAAUAAACAAAUGGUGGAAGCAAUAGCUUCAUCAUAUGUUCAUUUUCUUACAGAAUUGAGACAUCUUGUCAUUAUUGACUCUGGCUACAGUGAUAGGGAUGAGUUUUAUGCUGCUGUUAAUAGAUAUUAUGAAUUGUUUCCAUACUGGAUGUCAUCAAAAGUUUCUAAAGAUAAAACAAGUAGCAAUGCAUCACCCAAUGUCAGUGUUGGAAUUUUACCUAUGAUAACAUCAUAUAGUAAUAAUGGAACUACUUCUCAAUCAGCUACUGUAAAGAAAGAAAAAAUUCUUGAUCCUCAAUGGCUUUCUCUAGCUGAAUCAGUCUUUUUAAAGCUUUGGACAAUGAAUGUUGAAGUACUGGUAGUUGAAGCAUAUGAUAAGAGCAUUAUAAAACCUAAAUGGCACAUGCUUCACAAUGAUGCUAAACCAUUCUCUCAAGUUUACUUUCAACCUGGUCCAAGAUCAAAGUAUGUAUUAUCAAUCCUGAGAAAGAUAGGUAUGACACUCACUUGUGCCUCCAAGGACUUACACAAGCACUGCAAGGAAUUUGGAUCUUUCAUUGCUAAACCAAAUAAAACAUUUGAUUUCUACAAAAAAUUCCAUUCACACAUAGUCAGCUCCAAUUCUGAACCUGUCUCAUCUACUCCUUUUGUAACGGAACAAAAUUUUUGUGACUUCCUAAGGUACAUAAUGAAGAAAUCUGAGAGUAGUUACAAAUUUGAAUUUUUUGAGCUUCCAUAUGAUUUGCCACUUCUAUUAACAGCAGACAGUUGCAUCAGAUUUUUUAAAAAAGAUAAUAAAGUUUUGUGCAGUAAGUAUUCUAAACUUUUUCCAAAAAGUGAUAGUGCUUUUGUACAUCCUGAUAUGCUAGAACUGUAUAUGUCUCCUUCGUACUUCUUACAAAAAGAAGAAGUUACCUUUUCUCAUGUUAAUGAAAUAUUUUGUGCAAACUUACCACCAGAGUUGUCCCAUUUUGAAGUGGAUGAUCAUAUAAUAGACAGAACUGUGUUGGAAUCUUUGUGGAUCUGCUUGUCAGAUGAUAGCGAAAACUUUUAUCAACAUCAGAAAGAAUUUGUUAGACACUGGGCCUUGUUGCCAUCAAAAAGUCACUUCCUCUAUCGAUCAGAUUCUCCAGUACUACCUAUUCGUGAAACUAGUAAUACAGCAUUACAUAAGGAAUCAAGAUUGAAAAUAAUUUUGUUUGAUUUUCUUUGUAUCCCUUCACUUGAUUUGACUGUGCAUAUCAAUGCUUCCAAAUAUUGUCCUGUGCUUUCUGACUACGAUCAAGUAUUUCGAGUGAUAUAUAAUAAGCAAAAUCAGUGCAACAUCCUUGAAAGUUCAGAGUUGUCUGAAGAAGACAUUAAUAUAUUAUUGUGUUAUUUCAGUAGAACUUCUUUCAGACACACCUCUGCAAUAAUGAACCAGAUCAAAUCUUUCCCUAUAUUUAAGACAGUAAGUGGGGUAUUUACCUCAUUGUUGGGAAAAAGUGUGUAUUUAUGGCCAAGAGGUGGCUUCUGUUUGGCUGGAUAUGAGAAGUGGGCCUUGUUGGAAAAUGUUGUGUUUCUUGAGUACAAUGGAUCAUGGAGAAAUUUAUGUGGAACUGAUUUUGCAUUAUUAGGAGAAAUUCCUGAUGAGAGAGAAAUAUACUGCAAAUUAAUUUUCCCUUGCUUUGCUGAACUAACAGAGGCAGAGAGAAAGCAACAUCUUGAAUAUAUCAGAGACAAACUUCUCGAUAAUGCAAUAUUUCAAGCUAAGCCUAAUUAUGUGCAUAGUUCAAUGUAUCCACUUGCAGUGAAGUUUGUAACUGCUCUAAAGGCAUUAAAAUGCCUUAUGCACAAUAACAUUUUAUUGAAUAUUGCUAGUUUCUGUGAUCACACUCUGCCUAUAUUCACUACUUUUCCUGAGCAUUUUCAUUUUGUAAAUGAUGAUUACCGCUCAGAGGAUUGGCUAGAAUUUUUUCGUAAACUUGAUUUGCAAGUGAAUAUAGAUUUUGAAACCUUUGUCCGAUUAUCAGAGCAAGUUUCAAGAGGUGAUCAUCCUGAACUAAGGACAGCAUCAAAUGUUUUAUUUUCAUACAUUUUCUCAAAAUUUGCUGCUAAAUCAUGGCACAGCAACAAAUACAAAAUGUCUACAAUUGGUGACAUAAGAUUUGUCAGAACAGAUAAACUUCAACAGUUUACUUGGAUCAAAGCUCCCUGCAGUCCACCAUAUGAACAUCAGUCUCAAAAUAUUGGCCUGACAAAGCUCAAUGAAGCUGUAUUUUACAAAAAUGCACCACUUAUAUGGACAGUCAGGCCAGUAAUUGUCCUACCUACACUUUCUCCCCUUAUGACAAAUAUUGAGGCUUUGGCUAUUUUAAAAGAGCUAGGAGUGACAUUAGAUCCAGAUCCAAAAGAAGUUUACCAAAAUAUCAUUAAUAUCUCACGAACAAACUUAGCAAAUCCACAUUUAUUUUCAACAUAUGAUCCUGUUCUUGAAUGUCGUGAUGAUGAUGGAAGUCGAGCUGAUAUUUUUAAUGUCAUUUCUCAGAAUAUUCAUUACUUACUUGAAAAUGAACAUAAUGAACUCCUGCAACAGCUAACUGAUGUGCCAUGCAUACCAGUUCAUGCUGAUGAAACAAGUAAAAGCAAAUUAGUCAAACCCAUUCUUGUCAGACCACAACAGGUCUUGGGUUCACAAGCUGCUUCAGGUUUUUUUCCGUACCUUCAUAAUGUUCCAAUCAAGUUGUCUGGCAUAAUGGAAGCCUUAAAUAUUAUGGGUGUUAGUAAUGAGCUAGAGUUAAGACACAUCAACUAUAUGCUAAGACUGAUGAAUCAAUUCCAUUCCAGGAGUGCUAUUGCUGAACCAAAUGAAAUAAUUCGCAUUGAAAGAGCAAUUUGUAAGCUUCAUGUUCUUCUAGAUGAACACAUUACAAAAUCUGAUAAAUUAUCACAGCUUCAGUCAUUGUGCCUACCAGCUCAAAUAAAUCAGUUACAAUUUAAAUUGGUUCCACCAAAGCAGCUUGUUUUUCUAGACACCAAAAGGUUCAGCCAAUUAAGUCCACAUCAUUUUUCUAAUUCAUCAUAUUCUUUAUUUACUAUUCCUGUUGGAAUUAUUAAGUCUAUCCCUGAAAAGGAUUUCUCUUUUACAUUACCAAAGCCAAUUAUUAGACCAGUUGGUCUCACUGAAAAAAAAUUCUGCCUUAAAUUACCAAAGGAAAUUAGACCAAUUGGUCUUUCUCUUUGUGCCCAUGAAACAGUUGUUGAAUUUAGCAUAAGUGAUAAAAGCCCUCUGGUUCAGCAUUUCGAAAAUUUUAGGAAUUCGUUUUCACAAAUAGCUGCACACUUUUCUAACUUGAUUCAGCCAUCAUUACCUACUGAGACUUCUGUAAAUGAAGACAUAAGGGCAAAUUUUGUUGCAAAAUUACAAGAAAUAUUACUUGAAAUGGAUGUAGUGGCAAUCAUUGACUUAUGUGUAAGAGUGAGGCUAGGUGACGACAUUGAGUCCAUUGGAGAGUUUAAAGUUACUUAUUCACUUCAGAGGAAUAACCAAAAAUAUACACUUUAUGUAGAUACAAAUAUUUCACCUAGUCCAAGCCUAUGGAAAGAAAUGGCUCAAACUCUUUGCAUAGAAAUUAGUCGUACUCUUGACUGUGAUUUAGUAAAAUUCUUCAGUUGUAGAAAUUUUCUCAGUCAAUUACUUGCAGUGCAAACAAUGGAUGAAAUGCAAGAAUUAGUGCAGGAACAAGAUUUCAAUGUAUUAUCUAAUAUCAGUGAUGAAGUGAGAGAUGAUUAUGUUCCUAAGAUUGGUUGCUCUCUACCAGAAGCAUUAGUCAGACUGCUUUCUCAAGAUAUAAAUCAUAUUUUAAGACCUCAGGAUCUAAUUGGAUAUGAAAAGGCAGCAAAUCAUUACAUAUGGGCUAUGAUACUUUAUCCUGUUGAUGACAAUUCAAAUGAACCUAAGCUAAAACGAUACAUGAUAGCAUGGUCUGAAACUGAAGAGCCUAAAAUAGUAUCAUCUGUUUACUUAUACAAGUUUGUACCUGAAGAAACGGUUGAAUUAAGCUUGGACACAGCCGUAGUUACUUCAGAAGGUGGAUCAUCAGAGCUUCAGCUGAUUAAAGAUAGCAAAGAGCUGCUUGCAAUAAAAUGUAAAAUUGCUAAAGAACUAAAGCUCAUAUGGAAUUCUGAUCUGACCAGUGAUGAAAAGAAAAAAGCAGUGCGUAGGAUGUUUUUAAAAUACCACCCAGACAAAGUAUCAGGUAAUAAGAUUCUUUAUGAAGAAGCAUUCAAGUAUUUAUUGAGGCAGCUUGAGCGACUAGAGAAUGGGCUGCCAAUAGAAGAACCAGAAGAUGAGGAAACAGAAGAUGAUGACUAUAAGUCAUCUGUUUGGCAUGAUUAUUAUGACAAGUGUAAGGAUGAUAUCAGUAGAUCAAGUUAUGGAGGAGGAGGAGGAGGA